This is a messenger RNA of Neofelis nebulosa (Clouded leopard), 2553 nucleotides long. Its product is annotated as histone-arginine methyltransferase CARM1-like. Bases 1 to 1896 code for a protein of 631 amino acids. The transcript has 15 exons. The record is from RefSeq and is a predicted model, not a curated record. Gene Ontology annotation, biological process: peptidyl-arginine methylation. Gene Ontology annotation, molecular function: protein-arginine N-methyltransferase activity. Lineage: Eukaryota; Metazoa; Chordata; Mammalia; Carnivora; Felidae.
AUGGCCGUGGGGGCCUCUGCGUCCCAGGCCCUCUCGACCCACAGCGAGGGCAACGGUCCAUCCCGCAGAGCGAGCCUGCGACGCCAGGUGACCGGAGGGGACUGCGGUCGUUGGAGGCCAGCCAGGUGCCCGCGCGAGCGUCUCCUCCGCCGCCUGGCCGCCGCCGUCCGCACUCGGGACGGCCGCUCCCCCGCGGGUGUGAGUGGCCCGGAACCCGGGCGAAGGCGCAGCCGGCAGAGGGCCCGGGCCCCGGCCGUUCCCAAACCCGCGCCCACGCCCGCAGAGCGGACCCAGCGAACAGCAGGUGUCACCCUUCUGCCUGCAAAGCCCCGGCGCCUCCAGGUGCCUCGCGCCCUCCGCCAACUUGCGGCUGGGAGCCGUGGCCGCGCGCACCUGCGCGGCGCCCGUCGACGCUCGGCGGCGCGCGGAGGUGAGGAGGGCGGCCGGCGCUUGCAAGUCCCUCCCCUUCCCGCGGCCGUUUCCCGGGGCGCCGCCCGGGCUCGGGGCGGCGGCGCUCGCAGCAUGGCCCGGGGCCCGGCGCGCCUGCAGUUCCGCGUGCAGCUGCGCUUCGUGACCGAGGAGCAGCUCUUCGGGGCGGGGCCGCUGUCGCCCCCCAGCCCGAAGUGCCUGCGGCUGGAGGUGCACCCGGCGGGGGAGGAGGCGGACGCGACGGUGACCGACGCUGAUGGCGUCUGUGUCUUUAAAUGCUUACUCAACAGAGACACGGAAUGUUGCCGCGUGGGGAAGGAAUCAGUCUUGAUCACUCUGGGAUACAGCAGUGCUCUCUUGAAGUUUGAAUCUCACGCGGAUCUCAGCUCAUUUUCAAAUACCUUGAAAAGCUGCCGGAAUGAGAAAAAGGAGUCCUCGGUGUUCAGCCAGCGGACAGAAGAGGCAUCAGCCGUGCAGUAUUUCCAGUUUUAUGGCUGCAUUUCCCAGCAGCAGAACAUGAUGCAAGAUUUUGUAAGGACAGCCACUUACCACAGAGCCAUCCUCCAGAACCACAUUGACUUUAGAGACAAGAUUGUCCUAGAUGUUGGCUGUGGAUCAGGAAUACUAUCAUUUUUUGCCGUGCAGGCUGGAGCUAGGAGAGUGUAUGCUGUCGAAGCCAGUUCUGUCGCACAGUACGCGGAGAUGCUGGUGAAAAAUAACCACCUUUCAGACAAGAUCAUUGUUUUGCCAGGGAAAAUCGAAGACAUCUCUCUUCCCGAAGCCAUCGACGUGAUCGUGUCCGAACCGAUGGGGUACAUGCUGUUUAAUGAAAGGAUGUUGGAGAGUUACCUUCAUUCCAAAAAGUGGCUAAAAGCAAAUGGAAUGAUGUUCCCGACCUUCAGCGACAUCCACUUGGCCCCCUUUUCUGACGAACAGCUCUACAUGGAACACUACUCCAGAGCCAACUUUUGGCACCAGCAGUGUUUCUAUGGGGUCAACCUGUCCAGUCUCCGGGGGGCUGCGGUGGACGAGUAUUUCAGGCAGCCGAUAGUGGACACGUUUGACGUUAGGAUUUUGAUGGCUCGGACAGUCAAAUACACGGUAAACUUCAUGGAUGCAGAAGAAGCAGAUCUGCACAGAGUAGAAAUCCCCUUUGUGUUUCAGAUGACACAGUCUGGCCUCAUCCACGGCCUGGCGUUCUGGUUUGACGUGGCCUUUGUUGGAUCUGUGGUAACUGUUUGGCUGUCGACAGCCCCAACCGAGCCUCUGACUCAUUGGUAUCAGGUGCGGUGCCUUCUCCACACUCCCCUCUUUGCCAAAGAAGGAGAGACCCUCUCAGGGAAAGUGCUGUUUGUAGCCAACAGACGACAGAGCUAUGACAUUCAUAUCGUGGCGCUGGUAAACCAGACAGGCUUCAGAUCUGGGAACAUCCUCGAUCUAAAGAAUCCUUUCUUUAGGUUUGCUUAGAAGAUAGUCCCAAGCCAGUCACUAAGUCAAAUGAAGGCCUGAGAAGCCCCUCGCCAUCCAGGUUCAGAUUUCACGUUCCAAACUUGCACUCUGCAUUUUACAAGGAUGAUUAGGUUUAUUUAAAUUCUUUUUUUUUUUUUUUUGCUUUUUGCCCCCUAACUCUAAAAUGUGCCUCCUAGUUUUAUUGACAAGUCUGUUUCUUGGUGCUUCUUAGACUGGCUCUUUACAGCUUUCUGCAUGUGAGCUGAACAAAUAUUUUUUUUGUUUUCAAUGUGUGAUUUCUCUGUAUCAUUAUCUCAGUAAAGCCAACAGCAUUGCUUUCGUUUUUGACGUAUUUAAAAAUGGGAAUUUAACAAACCCCUACCUCAUGUUUAUAUGAAUGCGUAUGUAUGACAUAACCUAAGAGCAUGUGAGGAGUGAUCUUCGAUUGACCAUUUUAAGCUGUUCUUGCCAAUAUUUUCAGUACAUCAGCAGCUCAUCUCCAGCUCAGCCACGCGUGAAAGAAUUUCUGCCUUAUUCAUGUAGUGGAAUAAUACGAUGUCAGGAAUGCGCUUCAUCGGCAAUAUCUGAUGACUCUGUGUGCAGUUAAGAAAAUAAAGAUGGAAUCUUUGUCAGCUCUCUUAGGUUUGCAAUAAAAACGUACAGUGCGAGAUACCA